This is a messenger RNA of Sphaeramia orbicularis (orbiculate cardinalfish), 4532 nucleotides long. Its product is annotated as clavesin-1-like. The transcript has 8 exons. Gene Ontology annotation, biological process: lysosome organization. Gene Ontology annotation, molecular function: phosphatidylinositol bisphosphate binding. Gene Ontology annotation, cellular component: clathrin-coated vesicle; endosome; trans-Golgi network. The record is from RefSeq and is a predicted model, not a curated record. Lineage: Eukaryota; Metazoa; Chordata; Actinopteri; Kurtiformes; Apogonidae. Bases 837 to 1817 code for a protein of 326 amino acids.
UCUUCUUCUCGUCUUUCUUGUGUCAGAGUGAAGCGCAUCUUCGUCCUCGCGCCUCCAAAUGUCCACUCGGAGUCUCCGGGACCGGCUCUGAGUCCUCCGCGGCCUUCACGGACCCGUCCCCCGGGCACGGUGCGUCGGUUGCGGGUUUCCUGUUGAAGUGUCGGUGGGAGACCGAUGGCCACCAGCGGCUCCGUCCCCAGCAUCAGCACCAGCGCCGCCGGAGGGCCGUCGGGCCAGACAGGACAGCCGGGAUUCAACCAGCAGCCCUAGCGGGUCGCCCCACGGUUCAGAUCUCCAACUCUGGACUGAGCUGCCUUCGCUGACCUUUGACCUUCCUCUGACACCAGGCUGAGGGGCCGUGACCCCUGGCGCCGCCAUGACGACGAGGAGAGUCGCCGCGUGAUCGAACCAAACGGCUGACGGAGCUCAGGAGGACGAGGACAAAGAGGAUGUGAAUGUAGUGCUGGUUAAUGAAACAAGCAUCUGAUUUACGUGAGGGACCUGAACGCACCAAAGUCCUGUGAACAUGACCCUGAAAAACCACCUGAACCUUUGAGUCCAGCAGGAAACGCCCGAACCAGGACCGUCAGAGUCCACAAUGUAGAGACAGGAAGUGGGCGGGACUGUAACGACGCUGAUGAUUGUCUCGUUUUGACGCAAGAGAAAGUUUUUCUUGAUAUAAAAACGAAAAUAAUAAUCAGAGAAUCACAGACAGCAUUUACGAUUGUUUCAGUUGAAGUCCUGAAGAACCAAAAGAUCCAACAGCUGAGCCAUAAAAACCAGAACCACAGGAAGAGGACCGGGUCGGACCGGUUUCAAUCCAACAGGGACACAUCAUGAUGACGCAUCUGCACGCCGGCCUGAGCUCGGAGACGACGGAGAAAGCCCGUCUGGAGCUGAACGAGAACCCGGACACCCUGCACCAGGACAUCCAGCAGGUCCGGGACAUGAUCGUCACGCGACCUGACAUCGGUUUCCUGCGAACGGACGACGACUUCAUCCUGCGCUUCCUCAGAGCCAGGAAGUUCGACCAGGUGGAAACGUUCCGUCUUCUGGCCCAGUACUUCCAGUUCCGGCAGCAGAACCUCGACAUGUUCCAGAGUUUUAAGGUGGACGACCCCGGGAUCAAACGGGCGCUGAUGGACGGAUUCCCCGGCGUGUUGGAGACUCCGGACCAACACGGACGGAAAAUCCUGAUCCUGUUCGCCUCCAACUGGGACCAGAGCAGGAACUCCUUCACUGACAUCCUGAGGGCCAUCCUUCUGUCUCUGGAGGUGCUGAUUGAAAACCCAGAGUUGCAGAUCAACGGUUUCAUCCUCAUCAUCGACUGGAGCAACUUCUCCUUCAAACAAGCAUCAAAACUCACGCCCAACAUCCUCAAACUGGCCAUUGAAGGCCUGCAGGACAGUUUUCCUGCUCGUUUCGGUGGGAUCCACUUCGUUAACCAGCCGUGGUACAUCCAUGCCAUGUACACCAUCAUCAAACCGUUCCUCAAGGACAAAACCAGGAAACGGAUCUUCCUCCACGGUAACAACCUGAACUCUCUGCACCAGCUCAUCCAACCUGAGUGUCUGCCGUCGGAGUUCGGCGGGACGCUGCCGCCGUACGACAUGGGCAUCUGGGCCCGAAUGCUGCUGGGACCCGACUACAACGACGACACCGAGUACACGCUGACCUACGACGCCCUGCACGUCAGGGAGAACGGAGGAGGAGGAGGAGACAAGGACAUGAUGAAGAGGUCUCAGUCGGCGGUGGAACCAGGAACUCUACGACAGACGGAUCGAGAGACCAGCACCCCACUACUGGCCCUGGACUGAACACACACACACACACACACACACACACACACACACACAAAACACACAACACAGGCACAAACAGACUCACAAAUACACAACACAGACACACACAGACUCACUGUACCGAAGCGCAGUUGUAACGUGGGAGGAGCCUCUGCUUUGUGAGGGCGUCGCCAUCAUCCCGUUUCUUAGUUGGACGUUUUUUCUCUUUCUGCUUCAGUUUGAAUUAUCGACCAAUCAGCUGCUGUCGCCGUGCAGAACCAGCCAAUCAGAGCUGAGAGACGAAACCAAACUGAGGCUGAAUUUCCUGAGUUUUCUUUCCUUUGUAAUUUCACAGAAUCUUUUGGUGAAAUGCAUCUUGGGAGUUGUCAGUCAGAUUUUACCGUUGACGUUUUCAUCAAGCUCCGCCCACUUUACAACUCCAGAGGGUCGUGAAAAUGCACAGAUUCACUGAUGCUGAACACAAGCCACGUCUUUACUUGGACACGUGUCAUUUCCACUCGGUUAAUCGUGACAAGACUGACCAUCAACCUUAAAAAGAGAUGGUUUUAAUUUGAAGAAACACGAAAUAUUUUGUUAAUCUCAAAACAUCCACAAAAUGUGAAUCAUAAACGUCGGCAUCAUCCACAAACACAACAACGGACGACAAACUGAAACUCACCAGGUAACACAACGGCCACGUUAAGGCAUCGAUACGAGUCAGUUCAGCCUCAGACUGUGGCGCUAACUCGAACCCCUGACGCACAUCACAUGGUUCUUUGUGGCGUUGUGUUGCGUUGACUUGAACACAAUCACAGACUCACCCACUUCCUGUUUCUGAGCCCGUCAACGGCGUCGACAAUUCACAACAGGCAGGAAUGUACUCACACUGUCCAAACUGGGAGGCUAAUGGUAGUAUUUCAGUCGCCAUGGCAACAGAGCACACUCCACUCUGAUUGGCUGGACAGGAUCUGGGUUCCAUGGACGGAAACAUGUAUCGCGACUGGAAUGUGAUGUACGAUGUUUAUCCUAUGACGGAGUCCUGGCACCACAAUGAAGAUAAACCCAAUAUUAUGACGCUAAAGUUAUAAAUAUUUGUGAGACUUUGAAAAUGUAGUCGAGAUAUUAUGGCACAAAAUUUGGAAGAAUUUUUUUGGGAUUUAAAGAAUAAAUAUUAACUUUGGUUUUCGUAGUUAUGAAAUACAAGAUUAAUUUCUUAUCAAAUAUGUUAUUUGGAUCUAUCAACUAACAAGACAAUAGCUAGCAACAUUUACCCAAUGAGCUAACAGCAGUUAAUAUUAGUUGGUGACAAAAAUUUACAUUACAUGAGUUAGCAGCUAACAUUAGCUUGUGUGCAACAUGAGAUGGCUGCAGUUAUCAUACAUGCAAACAUCACCUUGGAUACCUCAUUAGGUACCAUUAUCGACUGCAACUAUCAUCUAGUGAGCUAAAUUUAUCAAAAAUUUUCUCUAUUAUUACCUUGUGAGCUAACAGCAGCUAACAUUUUACUAGUUAAAUUUACAUAAUUUAUCUAUUGUUUUUACUUUGCAGGGUAACAGUAGCUAACAUUUGCUAGGAAGCUAACAUUAUCUACUAGGCUAACAGCAGCUAAUAUUAGCUGGCAAACUAACAUUACCUAGUCAGCAAAUACUGCACAACACUAGGUACCAAGGUCAUCACAGCUAACAUCAAACAAGGUAAAUUUACCUAAUUUAACUACUGUGAGCUGUUACCUUGUGAGCUAACAGGUGCUAGCAUGAAGGAGCUACCAUUAGAUGGAGGGGAGAAUCCAAAAAAGCUGAACUUGUUCAUGACUUGUGAGAAAAUAUUAGCAUCUGGAUUCUCAGUUUUAAUUAUUUAGCUAAUCUCCUCUUUCAUUAGCAUCGCAUAUCAGAUAUUGUUGUCAAAAGAAACAUGUAUUUAAUUAAUGUGAAACAAUAUUAAUCUUCUAUUUCAUGAUUAAUAAAACCAAAGAUAACAAAGAUAAUCAGGUGAAGUAGCAAUUAAGGAAAUGUACAAAUUGAUUUUAUUCGUCACAGGUUGAUCUGAUAAAGGAGGUGACAUGAAGUGUACGAUGUAUUUGACUUCACGUGGACGUAAAUAUAUGAAAACUCUUGAAAAAACAAAACAAAAACAGUAACAUGAGGUGAAAACCGUCUUCGUUCUGAAUACGUUGAACACGCUUUAAUCUGCCUCAUCUACAAUCAAUGCUGAAAUAUUUUCCCAUAAUGUGAUUCAGUGUUUGACAGAAGUAUUCACUGUUACUGAAGGACUGAAACUCAAACCAGGUGGAAUCAUUUCACUGUUUGUUGUGUUAAUGAACAGGAUGUUUAACGACGACCGCUCUCAUGCAUGUUCAUGUUCAAUCCAGACGUGAAGGGACAGUGAUGAAACCACCGGACGCCAAACGUUCACCUUUAACCUCGACUGCAGAAGAACAAGAUUGUUUUUAUUGAAUCUAACUUAUUUAAAGAUUGUAUAUUAUUGUGAAAAGUAUUAUUACGCUGCAAAAACAGUGACCGACCUGUUGAAACGUAUUUAUUAUCUCUGUAUCUGAACAGAAAUAUUCAGGAUUUGUGUGUGAAUCUGAUGGAAACCUUCGCUUCGCCAUCGUUUCAUGUUAAACCUGAGUUGUGGGUUAAACUUCAGGUCGUCCUGUUUUGCAGAGUUUAGGACUUGUUAUCAGGGCUCAGUGAUCUGUAAUGUCAUGGAUUUCCUUUCAAUGAAUGUAUAGAGUAAACAUUUACACCAACA